UUGCUUUCUCCCGGAGUUCCACUGUCCCUCGUUUGCUAUUAAACCCAUGAGAAACGAAACACGUCCAAGGUAAGGGACUCAGUGCACACCUUUUGGUGCCCGAUGAAAUCUGAGGUCAUCAGCUUAUCAAAGUCGUGCAGGCACCAACCUCUUCGCCAGCCAGUAUUUCCACGCCGAGGCAACCCUUGCCAUCUGCGGUCAGCAUCUUAUCUCGGGUGUUACCUGGUGUCGGGUUCCAAUGGGGAAUCAGACACCAAGGCGGGCAGCCCGGGGACCCCUGGUGCCAGGCGCCUGGCCAGACUCUCGGAGGCCACGCGUCUGCGCCCCGGGGAGCGUUCGGGGCUCAAGGCUCAGAGCUCACUCCCCCACCCCCGCUCUCCCGGGCCGGCGCCGAGCUUUGUUGUCGUAGAGGCUCCCGCUGGGGAGGAGGAGCCCGCGGAGUCCCAGCCCGUUGCGCGCGCCCAGACACCCGUGCCCGCAGUCCCGCGGAGCAGGGCCGCGCAGGCGCGCACGAGCACACACGCGCACUCACACACGCACACAGGCGGCACACUCGGCCCCCGCCCCAGCCCUCCCCCUGGGCGGGGACCCGCCCGCUCGCCGUCAGCCUAGGUUGAGGCUCCCUGCGUGUCUAUAACUUUGUGCUUCUGCCGCGGCCGCCCUGCUCGUGGAAGGGAGGCGGAGGAAUGUGGAAGGCGGCGGCGCGCAGGCUGACAGGCGGUUCCUCGGGCGGGCUGCAGCGGCCGGAGCGCCUCUCCUUCGCCAGGGUCGCGCGCCCUCUCCUCGCCGCGCCCGGGGCCCGCGCGGGAUCGUGCGUCCUCCCGCCUCGUCCCUGAAGGGAAGGAGCCGAGGCGGCGGCAGCCACAGCAGCGGCGCCCGGGAGCCCGAGCCUUCGCGGCGCCCCGUCCCUCCCCCGCUGCACCCCGCCCGGGCGCGAGAGGAGAGCGCGAGAGCCCCAGCCGCGGGCGGGCGGGCGGCGAAGAUGGCAGAGGUAUCGGCCUCCCCGGUCCCGGUCUCUCCGCUCGAAGUGGAGGUGGACCCCGAGUUCGAGCCCCAGAGCCGUCCGCGCUCUUGUACGUGGCCCCUGCAGAGGCCGGAGCUCCAGGCCAGCCCGGCCAAGCCCUCAGGGGAGACAGCCGCGGACUCCAUGAUCCCCGAGGAGGAGGACGAUGAAGACGACGAGGACGGCGGCGGCCGGGCCAGCUCGGCCAUGGCGAUCGGGGGCGGCGGGAGCUGCGCUCUGGGCUCUGGGCUGCUCCUGGAGGACUCGGCCCGGCUGCUGGCUCCCGGAGGGCAGGACCUCGGGCCUGGGCCGGCAGCCGCGGUGGGAGUGCUGAGCGGGGGAACACAGACGCCGCUGCAGCCUCAGCAGCCCCUGCCGCCGGCGCAGCCGGGGGCAGCUGGGAGCUCUGGGCAGCCGAGGAAAUGUUCUUCGCGACGGAACGCCUGGGGAAACCUGUCCUACGCCGACCUGAUCACCCGCGCCAUUGAGAGCUCUCCGGACAAACGGCUCACUCUGUCCCAGAUCUAUGAGUGGAUGGUGCGCUGCGUGCCCUACUUCAAAGAUAAGGGGGACAGCAACAGCUCUGCGGGCUGGAAGAACUCUAUCCGGCAUAACCUGUCACUGCACAGUCGAUUCAUGAGGGUCCAGAACGAGGGGACUGGCAAGAGCUCGUGGUGGAUCAUCAAUCCUGAUGGGGGCAAGAGCGGCAAGGCCCCCCGACGGCGGGCCGUCUCCAUGGACAACAGCAACAAGUACACCAAGAGCCGCGGUCGAGCAGCCAAGAAGAAGGCAGCUUUGCAGACUGCCCCAGAGUCUGCGGACGACAGUCCUUCCCAGCUCUCCAAGUGGCCUGGCAGCCCCACCUCCCGCAGCAGCGACGAGCUAGAUGCAUGGACAGACUUCCGUUCACGUACCAAUUCCAAUGCCAGCACAGUGAGCGGCCGCCUGUCACCUAUCCUGGCAAGCACAGAGCUGGAUGACGUCCAAGACGACGACGCACCACUCUCCCCCAUGUUGUACAGCAGCUCAGCCAGCUUGUCACCCUCUGUAAGCAAGCCAUGCACCGUGGAGCUGCCGCGGCUGACUGACAUGGCAGGCACCAUGAAUCUGAAUGAUGGGCUGGCUGACAACCUCAUGGAUGACCUGUUGGAUAAUAUCACGCUGCAGUCGUCCCAGCCCUCACCCACUGGGGGGCUCAUGCAGCGCAGCUCUAGCUUCCCAUACACCACAAAAGGGACUGGCCUAGGCUCUCCAACCAGCUCCUUUAACAGCACAGUGUUUGGACCCUCGUCCCUGAACUCCUUGCGCCAGUCUCCCAUGCAGACCAUCCAAGAGAACAAGCCAGCCACCUUCUCUUCCAUGUCACACUAUGGCAACCAGACACUCCAAGACCUGCUCACUUCUGACUCGCUCAGCCACAGCGAUGUCAUGAUGACCCAGUCAGACCCCUUGAUGUCCCAGGCCAGCACCGCUGUGUCUGCCCAGAACUCCCGCCGGAAUGUGAUGCUUCGCAAUGACCCAAUGAUGUCCUUUGCUGCCCAGCCUAACCAGGGGAGUUUGGUCAAUCAGAACUUGCUCCACCACCAGCACCAAACCCAGGGCGCUCUAGGUGGCAGCCGUGCCUUGUCGAAUUCUGUCAGCAACAUGGGCUUGAGUGACUCCAGCAGCCUCGGGUCAGCCAAACACCAGCAGCAGUCUCCUGUCAGCCAGUCUAUGCAAACCCUCUCGGACUCUCUCUCAGGCUCUUCCUUGUACUCAGCUAGUGCAAACCUUCCCGUCAUGGGCCAUGAGAAGUUCCCCAGCGACUUGGACCUGGACAUGUUCAAUGGGAGCUUGGAAUGUGACAUGGAGUCCAUCAUCCGAAGUGAACUCAUGGAUGCGGAUGGGUUGGAUUUUAACUUUGACUCCCUCAUCUCCACACAGAACGUAGUUGGUUUGAACGUGGGGAACUUCACAGGUGCUAAGCAGGCCUCAUCUCAGAGCUGGGUACCAGGCUGAAGGAUCACUGAGGAAAGGGGAAGUGGGCAAAGCAGACCCUCAAACUGACACAAGACCUACAGAGAAAACCCUUUGCCAAAUCUGCUCUCAGCAAGUGGACAGUGAUACCGUUUACAGCUUAACACCUUGUGAAUCCCGCGCCAUUUUCCUAACCCAGCGGAGACUGUUAAUGGCCCCUUGCCCUGGGUGAAGCGCUUGCCCUUGGAACAGAACUUUAUAAAGUAUGCAAAAUCUUCCUUGUCUGGGGUGGUGAGCUGCCUGCCACGGAGGACAGCACCCCGACAGCACCACCCUCUCAUUCAGAGCACACGGGCGCCCCCAUUGCCGAUUCUGUGGUAUUUUAAUAUCUCGAUGGUUUGUAGGAUGUUUCAGAUGUUGUUUUUGUGUUCGUUUUCUUUCACCUUCUGAGUUUUUCACAUGCAUUAACUUGCAGUAUUUUUCUGUUAAAAUGUUAACCGUCCUCCUCCUGGCAAAUUUAAAAGCAAGGAAAAUGUUGUACCAGUUACCGUUCUGGCUGUGGGCACCACAAGCUUUUGAGCCCACAGGACUCCAUAACUAACAUUACAUAAACUGUGGGGGGAUUUUCUUUCUUUUGUUUAGUAGAAAAUUAUCCUUUUCUAAAAACUGAAUAAGGGCACAACUGUUUGCAGUGCACACCCGUCCAGGACCGAACCACACAUAGGUGAGACGAAAGAAGCGCAGCAUCCGGCCCAGUCAGCGUGUUUCCGGUCCUGAGUCCAGGCGGUCCGAGGAUGAGCCCCGCAGUGCCUGUACUGCAGUGGCUGGGUCAGCAGAGCUGUGGUCUUCUGCAGUGGCCUCAGCUAAGGUGGUGGACAGCGUUGGCCUGUUGGGUAGAAACUAGGAUCUUUUCAGAAAAGAAAUCAGCUCAGCUAUCCACUCAAUUGCCAAAUGCCACUGAAGGAUUUAUUUUUAAGGAGAAAAGAAAAGGAAAAAAAAGUGUCCUGUUUUGCUUUACAGAAGAGCUUAGAAGUGAGUGUUAAGCUUGCAGUGAGACAUGUGAAAAGGACAAACCCAGGCGAUGCUGAGGCAGGGCUAACUUUACUGUUUUUGAAAAACACAUCAUUGUUUUCAGCCUGGCUGUGUAUCAUCUGAUCUUCUAGAAGUACAUGAGUGAAAGGCAACAGCAUACAAAUGGAUUUUUUUUGUAUAAGCCUAGGUUAUAAUUGUACAAGUGACACAGUGGAAGUACAAGAUAAGGCAAUUUUAACCUUUUAUUCCCUCCCCUUUUUUUUAACUUUCUGCUUCUGUGGAUUUCAUUUUGUUUUGUUUUCAAAAAGUUAUGGUGCUGUGUAGGUGCUUUCUGUUGAACUUGGGAAGUGUGAUUAUAUUUGUUACCCUCUUUGGUAGACAGAAUAGUGGGGAACACUUUUGGUACAUACAAAACUGGUAUAAUGCCGCUCUAAUUAGCACAGCAUAUAACUGUCUCCAAAAUGAUAUAUGAAGACCCUUUCCUUUGCAUAAAAAGCAUUAGGCAUAUAAAUGUAUAUUUUGUCAUGUACAGUACUCAAAUGGAACCGUGUGCAUGGGUAUGAGGAACGCAGUGUAGUGUUUCGGCACAGACUUCCCUGCUUGAUCCUGCUGAUGCUUGCACUGUGGCAGUGGACACCAACACAGACGUGCCACCCUAUCCCCUGUACCCCCACCGGCUGCCAGGGGCCCCCUUGUGCGCCUUUGCUGUAUAGCUCCUUUGGGGGUGAUAUUGGUGGUGAUCACAGCUCCUAGCAUAAUGAGAGUUCCAUUUAGUAUUGUCAGACAUCUCUCCUGCCUCGCUUGGAUCUUCACAUUUGAGCGAUGGCCCUGUUGAUUUCACCCUGCCUUUUACUAAAUCUGUAAAUGGUUGUGCAAUUGUGGUUAUUGUAGACCUAUAGCAUAUCACCCUUUUCUAAACUGCUACACGUUUAUAAUCUUCAUUUUAAAAGUAUCUAUGAUUUUUUUAAAAUAUGUAUUCACGUGGUCUGCUUGACGGUGAGCCAGACUUCCUUACUUUAUUCCUUUGUAAUAAUGCUAGCCACUUCCUUGAUUCUUCAGUAGUCUGGUAUAUUCAAGGACUGCCCGCAGUGAGCAAGAGGGCUACCUCUCUGGCUUCCUGAGUGAUGCUGCCUGGGUGGAGAUGCAGCCCAGAGAUAGUGACAGCAGCUUGGGGACCAGGAAGCAGGGGGUGGAAAGAUGUCAGAGACAGGGAGAAUCCCAAGUGCUUCCAAUGUACAGGCCCUGAGAGUUCUCUCCUGAGUUCAGAGAAAUAAGCAAACUCAUUCACAAACUAGCUACUUCUCUAUGCAGUUUUACAGACUGGCCAGAGCUGCUCUGGGAGCAAGAAGGACAGCCUUCCAAUGUGUUCCAGCUUUAAAAUGUUGACUUCCUUUCAGAAAUGUGACAUUUCCUGUAUUUUCCUCUUUUCCAGUGUUUGUUGGGUUUCAGGCGCAAUGUCUUACAAAAUGUCCUAGAAUCAUGUUAUAAUGUAAUCUCAAAUAGCUGAAAGAGAGAGAGGUAUGAGGACAGGAUAACCACAGAACAGACUGAGAAAAUGAAAGGGGGAUGCUCUGAUUUUUUUUUUUCUUUUUUGAAUAAUUCAAACAGCAUCUACUUAUUCUGGAGGUCUGAGCCCAGGGCCACACCAAGCACAGCAUCGCAGAGAGACCCGCCAGGCCUAGGAGAAGGCUGGGCAAAUAGCAGGGCCUAUCUGGAAUCCCCAUAGCCCCACCCUCAGCUGCCUACCACUGGAGAGACUCGCCUCCCUUAGACAAGCCAGGUUCAAAGGCCUCAGACUGGGCAGAAGUGCAGCCUGAGGCCUCUGUUCCUUAUAUGCCACCCUGUUUUCUGGAUAGGUCAUCUGGUGGCCACUAGAUUGCCCCCUGAAAGUCUUGUGUCCCUAAUAAUGUUCUGAUUGGAGCAUCUCAGUGGAUUACUUAGCAGCCUCGGGCCAUGGACGGUAAUGUUUGUGUCCUGAUGAGAACCUUGGGAGCUGCCCUCACCUCUUAGCAAACUGCCCCAGGGAGCUGCCUGCUUUGCCGUGGAGGUUAGGAAGCAGAGACCUAGUGCGGAAAAUGUGACUUGCACUCUGAGGCACCGUGAUUCUCUUCAGGGUUCAGAGCCUGAUAUCUGUACCAAAGCUAGAAAAGCCUUCCCAGUGCUGGUGCGAGGACUGGCCCCCAGGUUCAGUGUGCUCCAUUAACUGUGAACGCAUCUGGUUUCUUUCAUUGCAUCCUCUGCAACACAAUGAAUGCUGCAGUACAUUUUAAAACUUUUUUCCAAAAGUCUGACUCCUCACGAGAGGAUCACGCUCACACAUGUAAGGUGUGCUUUGUUUUUGGCGUUUUUAGCAUCCUGUGUGUUACUUCCUCACCCUGAGAGAGGACAUCAUGGCUCGCUACUCAGGACAGGUGUGCCCCAUCUCAGGGUGUGACUUCAGGUGGCUUCCAAGCUUGUACAAAGUUUCAGGAUUAUAGGCACAGACUUUGCCUCUAUGUCAUGAAUAUGUAAUCCACUUAAAGAAUAAGGGACCUUUGAAUGACUUGGAAAAGUCCAUCAAGAGUAAAUUAAUUUUAGAAAAAAAAAGCAAGUACUCUGAUCUGCUUACUGGUGCCAAGGGCUGAUCGGGGUGGGGGGAAAUAUAAGUGUUACCUUUUCUCCCCCAAAGCAAAAAGAAAACCCUUGACAGCUCUGAACUCUGAUUUUUCUUUUUCUUGAUGUAUUUGGAUAACAGCAUAUAAUUCAGCAUAAUAUUUUCUUAAUUAAGAGAAGCAAAACUUUUUGUAGAAAUGCAAUCACUACUAAAGAGGUACAAAAAAACCCAGCCCCACCUGGAGCCUGGUGGAGGUAGGGCAUGAGAGGAGAUAAGUUCUUGUAGAAUCGUGCCUGUCAAACAAGAUCUCAAAGUCGAAGCCCAAGCAGCUAAAGACAGUGUCAUAUCUGAUCUUUAUCUUAAGUAGGUAACAUUUUAUGCAGGUUGAAUGGGUAUUUUCCUCUUGUUUAUUUUUAUUUGUAUGUAUUUUCCUUUGAAGAAUGAUCAUGAGGCCUCUACAACACUCCAGAAAUACUUGUGCAACUGCUUUGAAAAAACUGUGUCUCGGCACUUAUUUCUCUAGAAUUAUCUCAUUGCCUGGCAAUCAGUCUUCUCUUGUAUACUUGUCCUAGCACAUUAUAUACAUGGGAAAUGUAAACAGAUGUGAAAGAGGACCAGAAAAAUUAGUGAGUACUAAAAAAAUUGUAUUGUGCAUUUUGGCUUCACAUGUUUAACUUUUUUUUUAAGAAAAAAAGUUGCAUGAAUGGAAAAAAAAAUCUGUAUACAGUAUCUGUAAAACUGUAUUAUCUGUUUCAGUUUCUUGCUCACAACCCAUACAAACUAGAAUUAAAUAUGGUGCAUGGCCAUAUUCAAACACCUAAGAAUCCAACAGUUCACCCUUUGGUUUGAAGCACCUCAUUCUUUCUUUGAAGCGAACACUAUCAUACUGCAUUCUUACCUUGGAUUUUGUCUAAUCAUAUGUUGACAUUAAUUAACUCUGCCGCCUUUCUUCUUAAGGAUCAAAACCAGUUUGGGAAUCUUCCCCUUUCCAAAUGCAAUGAAGAUGCAGUACUUACUUUCCUCAAUGUUUGUAGAUAUUGCCUUGUGUAUUCCAUUUAAAACCGUAAUCUAGUUUGUAAAAGAGAUGGUGACGCAUGUAAAUAAAGCAUCAAUGACACGCUUGUCUUA
Molecule: messenger RNA, 7712 nt
Organism: Chinchilla lanigera (long-tailed chinchilla)
Lineage: Eukaryota; Metazoa; Chordata; Mammalia; Rodentia; Chinchillidae
Gene: Foxo3
Product: forkhead box O3
Exons: 4
Coding region: 983-3001 (672 amino acids)
Biological process (GO): regulation of transcription by RNA polymerase II
Cellular component (GO): nucleus; mitochondrial matrix
Molecular function (GO): RNA polymerase II cis-regulatory region sequence-specific DNA binding; DNA-binding transcription factor activity, RNA polymerase II-specific
Source: RefSeq, a predicted model, not a curated record